UCCAACACAGAUUGUCAGUUAUCAACGGCCCAAAAAUUAUAACCCAAAACUUUGAUUAGGAGCCCAAGAUACUUUUGACGACAUUCAAAAGUAAAACUCUCAUGUCUACCAGCCCUCUUCCUCUUCUUCUGAUCAACCCAAGAAUUCUCCAAAAUGAAGUACCAAAAAUUCCUCUCAAUUCCAAUCUGUGCUGUGUUUUUCUUGAUCGGUUUUGUUUAUUAUAUCACAGUUUUCAUUUUCAUUGAAGAUUGGGUUGGUUUGCAGAGCUCAGCUGGAUUUUUAAAUGCCACGAUCUUCACUUUCUUGGCUUCUCUCUGUCUCUUCUCUUUUUCUGUAGGCGUUCUUACUGACCCAGGUUAUGUUCCUUCUUCUUAUCUCCCUGAUGUUGAAGAUAGUUCUUCUGUCUCAGAUGAAGAACCCAAGAAAAAUGGUGUACAGUUAAAAUACUGUGACAAAUGUGCUGCUUAUAAGCCUCCCAGGGCUCAUCACUGCCGGGUUUGCAGAAGAUGCAUACUAAGGAUGGACCAUCAUUGCCUGUGGAUAAAUAAUUGUGUUGGUUAUUGCAACUAUAAAGCUUUCUUCAAUCUUAUACUUUAUGCAACCAUCGGUAGCAUCCACUCCACGAUAACCAUAAUAAGCUGUGCCUGUCAGAAGGACUGGAAUUACAGCGGAAGAACUCCCCUCAAAAUUUUUUAUGUUGCUUGUGGAGCAAUGAUGCUUGCAUUAUCUGCAACACUUGGGACUCUCUUAGGUUGGCAUAUCUACCUGAUAACUCACAACAUGACAACCAUAGAGUAUUAUGAAGGAAUACGAGCAGCAUGGUUGGCUAAGAAAUCUGGGCUGAGCUAUCGUCAUCCAUUUGAUCUUAGUGUUUACAAAAAUAUUACCUUGGUAUUGGGUCCCAACAUGCUGAGAUGGUUAUGGCCGGCAUCAAUUAGUUAUCUGAAAGAUGGAGUUAGCUUCCCUACUUCACGUGACAUUUGAUAGAUAUUUUCCAAAUCCACCCAGGUCGUUGCAGGAUUAGUGGCAUUCCAUGCUUGUUAUUACACGGUGAAGAUUUUGCAUUGUGUUCAUAUUAUCACAUUGUUUCAAGAGGAGAAAGGAUAGGUUGAGUGUGUUGUUGGCCUAAGUAGGAGAGAAGUGGCCAACCAGAGAUCCACACAGUGACAUGUGUGCUUUGUUUAGCCUGAUAAUACUAGCUUGUUUUAUUAGUUCCUUUUUUGAAAUUAUUUUCUACUCCCUUUAUAAAGGAAUUUUGUACAGUAAAUAUUGUAACAUAAUACAGUAGGCAGUUGAUAUGGGCUACAAGGUGCAAGUAAUUUGUGUAAUUAACAUGAAAUGUGUAAAUGUUUUGACUUCAAUCUCACAUUCAAGUUUAUUAACA
Molecule: messenger RNA, 1384 nt
Organism: Theobroma cacao (cacao)
Lineage: Eukaryota; Viridiplantae; Streptophyta; Magnoliopsida; Malvales; Malvaceae
Product: putative protein S-acyltransferase 15
Molecular function (GO): palmitoyltransferase activity
Source: RefSeq, a predicted model, not a curated record